Molecule: messenger RNA, 4316 nt
Organism: Amaranthus tricolor (Joseph's coat)
Lineage: Eukaryota; Viridiplantae; Streptophyta; Magnoliopsida; Caryophyllales; Amaranthaceae
Exons: 27
Coding region: 185-3787 (1200 amino acids)
Cellular component (GO): endoplasmic reticulum membrane
Molecular function (GO): carbohydrate binding
Source: RefSeq, a predicted model, not a curated record
AAUACUAUGUUAAAUCGGAUCACUUAGUGAGUAGUUCAUUCGUGCAAGCAGUCCAGAGAAAAACCACCCCAAAAACCUUAAGCUCUACCAUUGACGCAUUUUUUGUUCCAUCUACGGAUGCUUAAUCACAACUAGAUCUGGUUUUUCUCUAUCCCCUCUUCCACACUAAACUAGAUUUUCGGCAAUGGCGGCACAUCUCAAUUCGUUUCUCUCAUUCUUACUACUACUUCACAUCACUUCAGCUUAUGCCGAUUCUAUUUAUGGAUGUGGCGGAUUUGUAGAGGCGAGUUCGAGCUUGAUCAAGUCGAGGAAUCCGGGAGAUGCGAAAUUGGAUUACUCUCAUAUCACGGUUGAGCUUCAAACUCUGGAUGGGCUGGUUAAAGACAGGACUCAGUGUGCUCCUAAUGGCUACUAUUUUAUACCUGUUUAUGACAAGGGAUCCUUCAUAGUUAAGGUGCAAGGGCCUAAAGGAUGGUCAUGGGAUCCAGAAAAGGUUCCUGUUGUUGUUGACGGCAAGGGAUGUAAUGCAAAUGAAGAUAUCAACUUUCGGUUCACAGGGUUUUCUUUAUCGGGUAGAGUUCUAGGGGCUGUUGGUGGCCAGAGUUGUCCAUUGAAAAAUGGAGGUCCAUCAAAUGUAGCUGUAGAGCUUCUAUCUUCAUCUGGUGAUCUCAUUUCUACGGCAUUGACAUCAACAUCUGGAGAUUACUUUUUCAAGAAUAUAACUCCUGGGAAGUACAGAUUGCAAGCUUCCCACCCUGAUAUGAAUGUAGAAGUUAUAGGUUCUACUGAGGUAGAGUUGGGGUUUGAGAACGGUGUCAUCGGCGAUAUUUUCUCUGUUCCAGGGUAUGAAAUUCGCGGCCAUGUCGUAGCUCAGGGAAAUCCGAUCUUGGGAGUUCAGAUUUAUUUAUAUUCAGAUGAUGUUCUGGAAGUUGAAUGUCCCCAGGGCGCUGGUCAUGGUCCAGGGCAAAGAAACGCUCUUUGUCAUUCUGUAUCUGAUGCAGAUGGAAAGUUCACAUUCAAAUCUAUUCCGUGUGGGGUUUAUGAGCUAGUUCCUUAUUAUAAGGGUGAAAACACAGUUUUUGACGUAUCACCACCUACUGUGGCUAUCGCUGUCGAGCAUUCUCAUGUUACUGUACCACAAAAGUUUCAGGUGACUGGAUUCUCAAUUGGCGGCAGAGUGGUGGAUGGGACUGGUGCUGGAGUAGAUGGUGCUAAAGUUUUAGUAGAUGGUCAAGAGAGAUCUGUCACUGAUGAAAAUGGAUAUUACAAGCUUGAUCAGGUUACUUCUAACCGUUAUGCCAUAGAAGCUAAUAAGAAGCAUUACAAGUUUGAAACUUUGAGGGAUUUCCUAGUUCUACCCAAUAUGGCUUCUAUUCCUGAUAUCAGAGCUGUGUCUUAUGAUGUCUGUGGUUUCGUGCGAAUAGCUGAAGCUGGCUAUAAGGCUAAGGUAGCUUUAACCCAUGGACCCGAGAGCGUUAAACCUCAAGUGACCCAGGCAGAUGAAAAUGGAAAAUUCUGUUUUCAGGUUCCACCAGGUGACUACCGUUUGUCUGCCUUGGCAUCUUCCCCUGAGAAUACUCCAGAAAUCGUGUUUUUGCCUCCUUAUACUGAUGUCAGCAUUAGAAGUCCAAUCCUGAAUAUUGAAUUUUCUCAGGCACAAGUAAAUAUUUAUGGAGAGGUUGUGUGUAAGGAGAAAUGUGGCUCAUCUAUUUCCAUCACACUAGUGAGAUUAGGUACAAAAAGUAACAAGAGGAUGGUCAGGUUGACUGAUGAGAAUAACAAGUUCACCUUUUCAAAUGUCUUCCCUGGAAAGUACAGGAUUGAGGCCAAGUAUGCUCCUUCUGAUUCCCUGGAGGCAGAUAGAUGGUGUUGGGAGCAUAGCUCUACUGAUGUCGUUGUUGGUACAGAGGAUCUUGAAGGGAUAGUGUUUUCUCAGAAAGGUUACUGGCUUGAUGUCACUUCUUCACAUGAUGUAGAUGCUCGGUUGAUCCAGCCAGAAGGAGAGCCUGUACUUAUAAAAAUUAAGAAAGGAUCUCAACGCUUUUGUGUGGAGUCGCCUGGGAUUAAUAAAUUAGAGUUUGUCAACACUUGCAUUUUCUUUGGGAGCUCUUCCAUUGAUAUUGAUACAGGAAAUCUAACGCCUGUUUAUUUGAAAGCAGAAAAAUAUCUUUUGAAAGGACAAAUAAGUGUUGAUCGUACCUCAGUUACACCAAUUAAUCUUCCAGAGAGCAUUUUAAUUGAUGUCUUAGACAAUGGAAAUAGUGUUGACGGGACAAUUGCCAGACUUGUACCAAAUCAAAAUGAAGACUCAAAUGUUUUUGUGUAUGAAUAUUCUAUGUGGGUUAAUCGUGGGGCGAAAAUCACUUUAAUUCCAAGUGACUCAAGAACCUUGACUUCAACCGCAGCUUCAAGCACAAAUGGAAUAAAAAAGAUUUUGUUCUACCCUAGACAACAUCAGAUCUCAGUUUCACAUGAUGGUUGUCAGAACUCUGUUCCUUUGUUUACUGGCCGCUCGGGCCUUUAUAUUGAAGGAUCUGUCUCUCCCUCAAUUUCUGGUGUAACUGUCAGGAUUGUGGCUGAUGGAGACAGCCAAAAUGCUCUACUUAAGAAAGGUGAAAUUGCUCUUGAAACAUCAACUGGACCUGAUGGUAUCUUCAUAGCUGGCCCUUUGUAUGAUGACAUAAGUUACAACAUUGAAGCUUCUAAGCCUGGCUAUCAUUUAAAAUUUGUUGGGCCUAAUUUCUUUUCCUGCCAGAAGCUUGGUCAAAUUUAUGUACACAUACACUCUAAUGAAGUCACUGAAGAGCCUUUUCCUUCAGCUUUAUUGUCCUUAAGCGGCGAUGAUGGUUACAGAAACAACUCCAUUACAGGAGUUGGUGGAUAUUUUACUUUUGAGAAUUUAUUUCCUGGUAGUUUCUAUCUCCGUCCUUUGCUAAAGGAAUAUGCUUUCUCUCCUCGUGCACAACCAAUUGAACUUGGAUCUGGGGAGUCUAAAGAAGUUGUCUUUGAGGCUACUCGUGUUGCUUACAGUGCUAUGGGUGUGGUGACUUUGUUGUCCGGACAACCUAAGGAGGGUAUUCCAAUUGAGGCACGCGCAGAGUCAAAAGGCUACUUUGAGGAAACAACUACUGAUUCAUCUGGAUUCUACCGAUUGCGUGGACUUCUCCCAGACACAACCUAUGUGAUCAAGGUAGCUAAAAGGAGUGAUUUGUCCAGUGCUGGGAUUGAGCGUGCAUCUCCAGAAUCUAUUACUGUGAAUGUUGGCUCUGAGGAUAUCAAGGGGCUGGAUUUUGUAGUUUUUGAAGAGCCUGAGCAAAGUAUUUUGAGUUGCCAUGUUGAGGGUGAAAUUAUUGCGGAAUUAGAUUCACAUCUUUUCGUGGAGGUUAAGUCAGGAAUUGAGCCAUCUAAGGUUGAGUCUUCCUUCCCUCUGCCACUAUCUCGCUUCUUCCAGGUUAAAGAUUUGCCCAAGGGUAAGCACCUGCUGCGGCUUCGAUCAAAUCUCCCAUCAAGCAGCUAUAAAUUUAUUUCCGACGUAAUUGAGGUCGACUUAGAAAAGCAUAGACACGUUCAUGUUGGCCCUCUUCGAUACAGAAUAGAAGAGGAUAUUCAAACACAGGAAUUAACAGCAGCCCCAGUUUUUCCUCUUGUAGUUGGAGUUUCAGUUAUACUUCUUUUUAUGACUAUGCCACGAUUAAAAGAUUUGGUCUCAGGCAUAGUCGUGUCAGGACCCACUUUUACGGCAAAAAAAGAACCAAGGAAGCCAGUUCUACGCAAAAAGACGUACUGAGAUAUCCUCGGACUUUGAAUAGUAAGUGAAGUACAGUUCACAAGAUUGAUAUCACGAAUUGAUGAAGAGCUGAAUUGUGUGAGACCGAAACAGUGGACGAGCUCCUCGAAGAAAGAACUUAGGUACACAAAUAUGGCUUCUGCAUAAGUUGUAGAAGCCGAUCAGGUGGACAUUCUUUGUAACGUAACUUAUUCCUCUCAGCGAUUUUGCCUACAAGAUAUCUUAGAGUUUAUAUGACAUGACGCCUAGGCCACAGCCACAAUGUUGACUCGAUCCGAUGCUUAUUGUUUGACCAUGAUGUUUAGUUGUGGGCUCCACAAUUUUCCGAUCAAAUGCAAUUCCUUUUAAUCAGUUGUACGCUUCGAUCGAUACUUAUCUUGCUUGAGAUAAUACAAUGAAUAAAUCAGAAACCACUGUCGAGGAUUAGAUGAUGUGCAUUAGUUUUGGCUGGCAGGUUUUGUGCUUACGGAUUUAACUGUUACUACAGUUUUAGAUUCUUAGAUAAACAAUGAGUUUUUAUUGGUGGGAA